AUGUCAAAUGGCACCACAGGGACCCUAAAAGUGGAAAGUGCAAAGGACAAGCGACCCUAUUCCUUCAACAAGUAUAACAUCAAAGUAAAGGAAGCGGGCGCCGACGCCCCCGCCACCCUGGACGCGUCCAUCUUCCGGAAGCUGCGCAGCGGCAAGGCCGAGGGGGAGGCCGAGGAGGGCCGCAGCCCCCCGGAGCCCGGCCGCCCGUGGGUCUGCCAGAAGAGCUUCGCGCACUUCGACGUGCAGAGCAUGCUGUUUGACCUCAACGAGGCAGCCGCCAACCGGGGCUCGGUGGCCCAGCGACGCAACACCACCACCGGGGCCUCGGCCGCCUCCGCCGCCUCGGCCAUGGCCAUGGCGUCGUCCUCGUCGUCGUCCCUCACGGCAGCCGCGGCCUCGGCGUCGGCGGCAUCGCGGGCCCACAGCCUGGGCGGCCUGGACCCCGCCUUCACCAGCACGGAGGACCUGAACUGCAAGGAGAACCUGGAGCAGGACCUGGGCGACGACACCAGCAACGACCUGCUGCUCAGCUGCCCGCACUUCCGCAACGAGAUCGGCGGGGAGCGCGAGCGCAACGUGAGCUUCUCUCGGGCCUCGGCCGGCUCCCCGGGCGGCAGCGGUGGCUGCGACCCGCUCCCUGCCGAGCCCGCGCUGAGCGCCCUCCGCACCAACGCCAGCAUCGCCGUGCUGGAGGUGCCCAAGGAGCAGCAGCGCACGCAGAGCCGGCCGCGGCAGUAUAGCAUCGAGCACGUGGACCUGGGCGCCCGCUACUACCAGGACUACUUCGUGGGCAAAGAACAUGCCAAUUACUUUGGUGUGGAUGAAAAGCUGGGGCCAGUGGCUGUGAGCAUCAAAAGAGAGAAACUGGAAGACCACAAGGACCAUGGACCUCAGUACCAAUACCGGAUCAUCUUCCGGACCCGUGAGCUCAUCACCCUGCGAGGCUCCAUCCUCGAGGAUGCCACACCCACAGCCACCAAGCAUGGCACUGGACGGGGCCUGCCCCUGAAGGAUGCACUAGAGUAUGUAAUCCCUGAGCUCAACAUCCACUGCCUCCGACUGGCCCUCAACACUCCCAAGGUGACAGAGCAGCUGCUGAAGCUCGAUGAGCAGGGGCUGUGCCGCAAGCACAAGGUGGGCAUCCUGUACUGCAAGGCUGGCCAGAGCUCUGAGGAGGAGAUGUACAACAACGAGGAGGCUGGUCCUGCCUUCGAGGAGUUCCUUGACCUUUUGGGCGAGAAAGUCUGCCUGAAGGGCUUCACCAAGUAUGCUGCCCAGCUGGAUGUCAAGACUGACUCCACGGGGACUCACUCCCUCUACACAACGUACCAGGAUUAUGAGAUCAUGUUCCACGUCUCCACUCUGCUCCCGUACACCCCCAACAACAGGCAGCAGUUACUGAGGAAGAGGCACAUAGGGAACGACAUUGUGACGAUCAUCUUCCAGGAGCCCGGUGCGCUGCCCUUCACCCCCAAGAACAUCCGCUCGCACUUUCAGCAUGUCUUCAUCAUCGUCCGAGCCCACAACCCCUGCACUGAGAACGUCUGCUAUAGCAUGGCGGUGACCCGAUCCAAAGAUGCUCCUCCUUUUGGCCCCCCUAUUCCCAAUGGAACCACAUUCCGCAAAUCUGAUGUCUUCAGAGACUUUUUGCUGGCCAAGGUGAUUAACGCUGAGAAUGCUGCACACAAGUCUGACAAGUUCCACACCAUGGCCACCAGGACCCGCCAGGAGUACCUCAAGGACCUGGCUGAAAACUGUGUCUCCAACACCCCCAUCGACUCCUCUGGCAAGUUCAACCUCAUCUCCCUGACCUCCAAGAAGAAGGAGAAGACAAAAGCCCGGGCAGGCGCUGAGCAACACAGUGCAGGGGCCAUCGCUUGGCGGGUAGCAGCUCAGGACUAUGCCCAGGGGGUAGAAAUCGACUGCAUUUUGGGAAUUUCCAAUGAGUUUGUGGUGCUCCUGGACCUACGCACCAAGGAAGUAGUGUUCAACUGCUACUGUGGGGAUGUCAUUGGCUGGACCCCAGACUCCUCAACACUGAAAAUCUUUUAUGGCCGAGGGGACCACAUCUUCCUACAGGCCGCAGAGGGCUCUGUGGAAGACAUAAGGGAAAUUGUCCAAAGACUAAAGGUGAUGACCAACGGCUGGGAGACAGUGGACAUGACCCUUCGGCGGAAUGGGCUGGGGCAGCUGGGCUUCCAUGUGAAGUACGACGGGACGGUGGCUGAGGUGGAGGACUAUGGGUUUGCCUGGCAGGCUGGCCUCCGGCAAGGUAGCCGACUGGUGGAGAUCUGCAAGGUGGCUGUGGUCACACUGACACAUGACCAGAUGAUUGACCUGCUGCGCACCUCUGUUACUGUAAAGGUGGUCAUCAUCCCACCUUUCGAGGAUGGUACACCUCGAAGAGGGUGGCCGGAGACCUAUGACAUGAACACCUCGGAGUCCAAGGCUGAGCCAGAAAGUACCACUCCUGGGGGCCGGCCCCCCUAUCGCAGCAAUGCACCCUGGCAGUGGAGUGGGCCUGCAUCCCACAACUCCCUGCCAGCCUCCAAGUGGGCCACCCCAGCCACUCCUGGUCAUGCCCAGUCCCUGAGUCGGCUCCCGAAGCAAACUUCCAUGGUCCCCUUCCGGGAGUCGCAGCCACUGCACAACAAAAGGCCCGUCAGCUUCCCAGAAACUCCAUACACAGCAUCACCAGCAGGGGCCGACAGAGUCCCUCCCUACAGACAACCUUCUGGGAGCUUCUCCACCCCCGGCUCAGCCACCUACGCCAGAUACAAGCCAUCCCCAGAAAGCUACUGCAUUGAGCCUUUGUGGCAUGUGCCAGCCCAGGCCCGACUGUCAGCCAUGGCGGGAAGCAGUGGGAGCAAGCACACCUCCAGGCAGGAUGUGGCAGGCAAAGAUUCCCCCAACAGGCAUUCCAAAGGCGAACCUCAGUACUCCAGCCAUUCCAGCAGCAAUACCCUGUCCAGCAAUGCGUCCAGCAGCCACAGCGACGACCGCUGGUUUGACCCUCUGGACCCCUUGGAGCCCGAGCAAGACCCCCUCUCCAAGGGCGGCUCCAGUGACAGCGGCAUUGACACCACGCUCUAUACCUCCAGCCCCAGCUGCAUGUCCCUGGCCAAAGUGCCACGGCCCACCAAGCCACACAAGCCCCCUGGAAGUAUUGGUCUGUGUGGUGGCCGAGAGUCCGCUGCAAGGCCCCACCACGCAGACAGGCGGCGGGAGGUCUCCCCGACCCCCGCAGUUGCUGGCCAGGGCAAGGGCUACCGGCCGAAACUGUACUCCUCAGGCGCCAGCACCCCCACAGGCCUGGCCGGGGGCAGCCGAGACCCACCAAGGCAACCCAGUGACAUGGGCUCCAGGGCUGGCUACCCUGCUCAGGUUUACAAAACAGCCAGUGCAGAGACACCUCGGGCCUCUCAGCUGGCUCAGUCCAGCCCCUUCCAGCUCUCCACCUCGGUCCCCAAGUCCUUCUUCUCCAAGCAGCCUGUGCGUAAUAAGCAUUCAACAGGGUGGAAGAGAACGGAUGAGCCCCCACCACGGCCACUCCCUUUUACUGACCCCAAAAAGCAGGUAGACACCAACACAAAAAACGUCUUCGGGCAGCCACGGUUGAGAGCAUCCCUGCGAGACCUGCGAUCCCCGCGAAAGAACUACAAGUCCACCAUCGAGGACGACCUAAAGAAACUCAUCAUCAUGGACAACCUGGGGCCAGAGCAAGAGCGGGAUGCAGGGCAGUCCCCCCAGAAGGGCCUACAGCGGACCCUGUCAGAUGAGAGUCUAUGCAGCGGGCGUCGGGAACCCAGUUUUGCCAGCCCUUCCAGCCUGGAGCCAGGCCUGCCCAGUGACGUGCUCUUCACCAGCACCUGCUCCUUCCCCUCCAGCACGCUGCCUGCCCGCCGCCAGCACCAGCACCCCCACCCGCCUGGCGGAGGAGGCCCCAGCACCAUCCCAGAGAAGAAAUCUGCCAUCUCUGCCUCGGAGCUCUCACUAGCUGAUGGGCGGGAGCGGCCGCUGCGGCGCCUUGACCCCGGAAUGAUGCCACUGCCCGACACAGCUGCUGGCCUUGAAUGGUCCAGCCUGGUAAAUGCAGCAAAGGCCUAUGAAGUGCAAAGAGCUGUCUCGCUUUUUUCUCUAAAUGACCCAGCCCUGAGCCCGGACAUCCCACCUGCACACAGUCCUGUCCACAGCCACUUGAGCCUGGAGCGGGGACCCUCAACCCCUAGGACCACCCCUACCAUGAGUGAGGAGCCACCCUUGGAUCUGACUGGCAAGGUGUACCAGCUGGAAGUGAUGCUGAAGCAACUGCACACAGACCUCCAGAAGGAGAAGCAGGACAAGGUGGUACUGCAGUCAGAGGUGGCCAGCCUUCGGCAGAACAACCAGCGGCUGCAGGAGGAGUCGCAGGCCGCCAGCGAGCAGCUUCGCAAGUUUGCUGAGCUCUUCAGUAGGGAAAAGGAACUCUGAGACAGCCGGGGAGGUCCUGCACCACGAACACCCUCAUCCAGCCAUGAUGCCUCCCCUGCAGGCUGGGCCCAGGCUCCUGACUCCUCUCUCCCUCUCUGGGCUCCUGGUUGCAAGUGGAGGGGUCACCCAGCCAGAGAGCCCUGGCACCUGCCAGCCCAUAGCCCUCUGCAGGGACUUGGGAACCAGGGCUGGUAGAAACCAGCUCUGCUCCUGUCUCAGGGCCCUCUGAGCUGCCCCCCAUCUCCCCCACCCCGUGGGCCUGUGGGCCAUCAGUCCUCUUCCUUGUCCUUGGACCCAGCUGCUGGAGCUCUUGGACGGCGGGAGGGACAAGGGAUGCUCCCUGCAUGAGAAACACAGUGGGACACCAAAUGAGCCCCCUUCAUUCCCCACACCCCAGAGGUCACAGCCCAGGGCUCCUUCGUCCCCAGUGUGCUAGCUCCCAACAGCAUGGACACCAUCAUCUUCCCCCGACCCUUUCACAAAGCAGCCAGGAGCACUUUUCAUAGAGUUUAAAUUAUUUUCCUGGGGCCCCCAGAUAAAGAGAGGAGACCCCAGUAUCCAGAGUCCACCAAGAGAAAAACUCUGGUUUGUACAAUCAAGACUGUUUGUACUAUCUUUUCCUUAUCAGCUCCUCCCAGCAGAGGCCACAGUGCCUGGGCCUGGGCUGCAGGCCUUUUCUCUCCUACCCAUACCCAGCCCUGACCAGCUCAGGGCUCAGAAGGCACCCAUGGAGCCUUGGGCCAGGCUGAGGAAAAGCAGCCUUGUCUCCUGUCUGCUCUCAUUUUCCUUUGCAAGGCUCCAGGGCCAGUCUUGCAGCCCCCGCAGCGGGCACCACCCAGACACAUUCACUGUGCUCCCCGGGGAGCACUCCCAGUGCAACCCCCAGAGAUGCUAGUUUUCAAAAGGCAAUAAGGGGCAGCUCCGUGUGGUACUACGCUGUUCACCAAGAAACAUGAGCUUCUUUUUUUUUUUUUCCUUCUUUAAAAAAAAAAAACAAAAAACAAAAAAAUAUAUUAUAUAUAUAUUUAUUUUUUCAUGUAGAGUUGUGCCAGAACGAGUCUGGAUGGCCACGGUCUGUGGACUCCCCCCCCCCAACCUCAAGCUGAGAAUUGAAGCAUGUACCACUACCGCCACCCCCCUGGAGGUGGGGAGCAGUGGGAGGUGGAGGAGUUGGCAGCCCAGAGCCAAUGCCAGGCAACCAGGCCCACCUCUGAAAACCAGGCCUUCUCUUUGAGGAAGAGCCUCUUGACAGACUUGCACCCCUAGACAGAGAAGCAGGACAGGGCCGGAAUAAAGGGUACCCAUGGCUGGCCAGAGGGGUGGCAUCUAGAGCAAAACCUCAGUUCCAACAUUGCCAGUGGUGGUAGGAGACCAGGCAGCUGCCCAGCCAUCCUCAGCCAUGGCCAACUACUGUGACGUCUCCUCCCCUCUCCCCUACAACCCUCCCUUACUCUGCCUCCACCCCUUUCCUCAGACAAACCUGGAGCCUUUUGCUUUCUCUUUUUUUUUUUUUUUUUUAGAUGUCUCCUCAUCUUCAGAUCAUUCUAAUCAUUUUGGGGACGUAAUCAUGUACAUUGACAAGUGUAAAUUAUGAUUUUUUUUGCUUACAUUUUCUGUUUUUUUAAAUUUCUGCAAAACCAGUUAUUUAAUUUGAGGUUGGUGUUAUAUCCAUUGGCUGAAGAUAGGCUUUUUUUUUUCCAUGUUGAUUUGUUUCAUUUGGAUUUUUUUUUAAUUCAUUGUCUUUUUUUUUUUCUUCUUUCCAUCUCUGUCUUGAGAUUUUUCUGGCAUGUUUCUGGAGGUUUCAAAGGAAAAUAAAUGUUUCA
This is a messenger RNA of Dipodomys ordii (Ord's kangaroo rat), 6293 nucleotides long. It is a transcript of the gene Sipa1l3, whose product is annotated as signal-induced proliferation-associated 1 like 3. The coding region runs from base 1 to 4470 and encodes 1489 amino acids. Gene Ontology annotation, molecular function: GTPase activator activity; protein binding. The record is from RefSeq and is a predicted model, not a curated record. Lineage: Eukaryota; Metazoa; Chordata; Mammalia; Rodentia; Heteromyidae. The transcript has 21 exons. Gene Ontology annotation, cellular component: Golgi apparatus; plasma membrane; cytoplasm. Gene Ontology annotation, biological process: activation of GTPase activity; epithelial cell morphogenesis; regulation of small GTPase mediated signal transduction.